AUGCCCGUCACAAAUCUUCGCAACCCCCUAAAACGAGGCAAGGACCCUGAGCCACGAGAAACGGAGCACAGCGACCCCGAGUCACCAGAACGCAGCCCGACGGGACAGAAGAGGCGAAGACACGACCCAACCUCACCCCUCUGCGCAGAAUGCCAAGCCUUCGACCUCGACAACUACUUCGACAAAGCUCCUUCAGUUCUCGAAGCAUGGCGUAAUGGAGAGUUGAAAGCUGGGGUGAAACCCCGCAGCACCCCAGUUCGAGCAAAGGAUGGGUCUUGGUACUUUGAAGACGCAGUACUUAUCCAUUACUUCGAAGACCGGCUGAAGCCAGACACAAAGUGCCCUUUAUGCCAGUUCUUCCGGCAAAUGAGGGUGCAGCCAGACAAGCACGAAAAGUACAAGCUGCUUGCUCUCCCUAGCAGCGAGAGCUGGCUGUUUCAAAUUGACCUGUUGAACGAAUGGAAGGAGAUGUGGGAUAAGCUUCAAGAUUCGGUCUUUAUGAUUGUUGUUCCUGACUUGGAGUGGCUGCCACCGAUGGGGCAUGAGCAUACUUGGAUUGAGAAAGAGGUUCCCUCGGUGGGAAUGAUAUGUCGGUUGCGAGCUGACGAGGCGCCUGAAGAGUUAAUGCGUCCAAGGGAGUUGCGAAACGAGGUGGAUAUAGGUCUCGUGCGAGACUGGCUGGAUAACUGCAUGAAGAAACAUGGGAACGCUUGUAGGAGCAGGACUUCAGAUGAUGUUGUUGAACGCGGCUUCAGGGUGAUUGACUGCGAAGCGGACCCUCCCAAGGUAGAAGUCCAACCGUGGGGGGUUCCCUACGCCGCGUUGAGCUACGUGUGGGGAACAAACCCUGAGGAUCAAGUUGAAUGGCCAAGGACCGUCCUGGAUGCCGUUGGUGCAACGAAAGAUAUCGGACUGCGAUACCUUUGGGUCGACAGGCUGUGCAUCAACCAGUCAGACGGUGAUGAAAAGGCCUAUCUGGUCUCCAAAAUGGCAGCCAUCUAUGAGGCAGCUGAAGUAACCAUUGUCGCCGCGGCCGGCAACGGUGCCGGUCACGGUCUUCCGGGUAUUCGGGACACCCCCCGAAGACCACAGCCAUACUACACUCUUGACAGCGGGAACGCUCUUGUCUCGACUCUUCGAGAUCCGCGCCGUGACAUUCUCGAAUCAAGCCACUGGACGCGAGGCUGGACAUACCAGGAAGGUAUCCUCUCCAACAGACGCAUCGUCUUUACCGAACAUCAGGUCUACUGGGAAUGUCGAAACAUGGCUGCUCAAGAGAGUAUCGACACUAAGCUCUUUCACAGAUUCUCACAAGUUGAGUUUGCCGACGAUGACGGGGCAGCCAAUAGCAAAGUUCUCUGGAAAGAGCGAGAAGAUGAAGAGCUUGUCAUGGCCGACUUCAUGCUAGGCGGGAUCUUCAAAGGCGACGCUUCGAGCGGAGGCCCAUUCUGCAGCGCCGAAGGUUCCGUCCAUACCGGAGGGGACGAUCCAUACCGUCUGGACUAUGGCUUCCCGCCGCACCUCAGCGCCACCCUCCGUGCGCAACUCCGCGGACUUAACGAGCACAUUCGGGCGUACUCCCACCGGAGGUUGACCCACGGUACAGAUUUCCUGCCAGCGUUUUCGGGAAUCACCAGCAUGUACAGACGCUUCCCUGAGCUUUACCUCCUCCACGGCCUGCCUCUCUACCUCGACGGCAGUGUCCCAGCCUGUUCCACCACGCAAGUUACUUUUGCCAUGUCAGCGAGCGGGUGGUAUCACCGGAGCAGUAUACAGCCAGAAACAACAUUCAUCUCAGAGCCUUGCUCUCGAAGGCCACACCUUCCGUCAUGGACCUGGGCAGGAUGGGAGGGACCUGUUUCCUGGCGGGCUCCUCCCGCUAUCGAGCACUGCUCCCACAUGACGGACAUGAUUGACGCCAUCUCGGCGAAGCAGCCCCCGGAUCCCCUCUGGGUAGCGGAAUUUCACGUCUUCAACUCGGCGCCUUUAGCAGAGAAUAACAUGCCUGCACGAACGGUGAGGCUGAGGGAAUGCCAUUCUGGUGAAGCUCUCGAUGCAGAACAGCCAGAUGCGAUUGUGCUCCAAAAUCCGUAUGUGCUGAAGUAUUCCACACGACAUCCAGUUAGCAAAAGCAAGAAGAAAUGGGAUUGGACAGCCAGGGCGGGAAGGGUGGGCAGCAGGUCAGUUCAGUCUGACCAAAAUGUUCCGUGGGAUACGAAACAGUAUCGGAUUGCUGGGAGACUGUCAUUUGUUGCUAUGAGUGUGGAAAUGACGGAGGAGGAGUGGACAAAAAAGCACUUUGACGGGGAGCUGGUGAGUGUUUUGAUGUAUGCGACGAGGUGGAAUCCUGAAGAGCAGAGUGGCCAUGGAGGGGCGCAUUUCAUGACGUUGAGAAAAGUGAGGACUUUCAGGGGUCGUACUUCGAUUUGGGAGAGGGUCGGGGUGCUUUACUUGGUGAUUCCCAAGGUCUCGCUGGACAAGUGUGUGACGGGGGAUGACUUGUUAAGGCAGGCUCCGGUGGAGAGACAGGAGAUGACUGUUAUUAUCGAGUGA
Podospora bellae-mahoneyi is the source of this 2553-nucleotide messenger RNA. RefSeq lists its product as uncharacterized. The record is from RefSeq and is a predicted model, not a curated record. The transcript has a single exon. Bases 1 to 2553 code for a protein of 850 amino acids. Lineage: Eukaryota; Fungi; Ascomycota; Sordariomycetes; Sordariales; Podosporaceae.